Messenger RNA from Lodderomyces margitis, 1029 nucleotides. RefSeq names its product malate dehydrogenase (gene MDH1-3). Gene Ontology annotation, biological process: malate metabolic process; tricarboxylic acid cycle. Gene Ontology annotation, molecular function: L-malate dehydrogenase (NAD+) activity. Bases 1 to 1029 code for a protein of 342 amino acids. The record is from RefSeq and is a predicted model, not a curated record. The transcript has a single exon. Lineage: Eukaryota; Fungi; Ascomycota; Pichiomycetes; Serinales; Debaryomycetaceae. Gene Ontology annotation, cellular component: cytoplasm.
AUGGUUAAAGUCACAGUUGCAGGAGCCGCAGGAGGUAUUGGCCAACCAUUAUCUUUAUUGUUGAAAUUAAAUACCAAUGUCACUGAAUUGGCAUUGUUUGAUAUUGUCAAUGCUAAAGGGGUUGCUGCCGAUUUAUCCCACAUCAAUACGCCAGCAGUGGUCACUGGCUACCAGCCAAAGGACAAAGAAGAUAAAACAGCUAUUGUGGAUGCUCUAAAAGACACUGAUGUUGUCAUCAUCCCGGCUGGUGUCCCCCGUAAGCCAGGAAUGACUAGGGCAGAUUUAUUCAACAUCAAUGCAUCUAUCAUUAGAGACUUGGUUGCGAAUAUUGGAAGAACUGCCCCCAAAGCUGCAAUUUUAAUCAUUUCCAACCCCGUCAAUUCAACAGUUCCCAUCGCAGCACAAGUUUUGAAGAAAUUGGGUGUGUUUGAUCCCAAGAAGUUAUUUGGUGUAACCACCUUGGACAGCGUCAGAGCUGAAACUUUUUUUGGUGAAUUAACAAAUACUAAUCCAAACACUUUGAAGGGAAAAAUCUCCGUUAUUGGUGGCCAUUCGGGUGAUACUAUUGUUCCAUUGAUCAACUAUAACAAGCUGGUUGGUUUGAUCAGUAGCAAAUCACAGUACGAUGAUUUUGUACACCGUGUUCAGUUUGGUGGUGACGAAGUUGUCAAGGCUAAAAAUGGUGCUGGUUCCGCCACUUUGUCGAUGGCCUAUGCUGGCUACAGGUUUGCCGAAUACGUGAUUGACUCCUUAUCUGGACGUUCAAAGAACGAAGCCAUUCCUGACUCUGCCUACAUCUACUUGCCAGGUAUCCCAGGUGGAAAAGAAUUCUCUGAUGCCCAUUUGCAGGGAGUCGAGUUCUUUUCAGUUCCAGUAUUUUUGAGCAAUGGGGCAGUCAGUUCGUUUAUUGACCCCUUUAAAUCACUUCACGUCACCGACGAUGAAAAGAAACUAGUUGAAAUUGCGUUGAAAGGAUUGAAGGGAUCAAUUGAUCAAGGUGUGCAAUUUGUUGAUGCCUCUAAAUUGUAA